AUGAACGAGGAUGAGAAUAAGGGAAUAGUAUUUCAAAUCGGAUAUGAACUGCCAUCACAGCAACGUGUCAGUAUGCAAAUCGCCAAUUUGAGACUUCAUGCUUGGGGAGUUUUCAGUAAUGUCUACAGAGGAACUCUAGUUUCACCUGGAACUGAACAGGAGAUUGCAAUUAAGAAAACUUGGCCAAAGACACCCGAACGCAAUUUCGAGUUGUUAUUUCUAUCAGGAAUAAGAAGAAAGCCUCAUAAAAAUGUGGUUCAAAUGCUGUUCGCGUUUUCAAAAACAACCAUAAGUGGACAGGGAAUUGAAAUGACAAAAGCGUUCUGCGAGUCUUACGUCUUCGCAUUCAUGCCGUUCACACUUCAGAACAUCCUCAAGAAACAACGUCUUGCCGAUGUUGAAGUAAAAGUUUACACGUGGCAAUUGUUUGAAGGAAUACGGUACCUGCAGUCCCAUAUGAUUGUCCAUCGUGACAUAAAACCAGUCAAUCUUCUCAUUGAUGUGGAUAAGGGAAUUCUGAAAAUCGCCGACUUCGGAAGUGCCAAAAUAGUGCAACGUGGCAGUCACUCGACAUCUUAUCAAGUGACUCGAUUCUAUCGUCCUCCUGAAUUACUUUUAGAAUCAAAAGAAUAUUAUUGGAUGGUUGAUGUGUGGAGUGCUGGAUGUGUUGUUGGAGAAAUGAUGAAAGGAAAAGUUCUGUUUCCGGGUGCAUCGAGAGAUAUGAUGCUCAAAUUGAUUGCACAAGCAAUUGGGAUUCCAUCUCCGAGAGAUCACGAUUUUAUGAAAGUCGCAAAGAUGAUUGAUCCAGUUUCAGAUGUCAAAGUUAUUGGAUUCAAGGAGCCAAGAAUGGGCCAUUUCAUUGGAGAGAUUCUUCGUUACCGUCCUCGUGAGAGACUCCAUGGCCCAAAACUUCUUGCUCACACUUUCUUCGAUCAGAUAUUUACACAAAAAUGUGCUCUUCCCAAUGGCCUUCUGGUUUCUCAAGUUAUCACUCUGGAGGAUUACAAAACAGCACAGAGAAAUGACUGUGUAGCUGGAAAACAAUAUGCGAUGUCCGUCCUUCGAAACGAAGUGAAAUUCACAUUGAAAGAUGCUCACCCGACUCCGAUUCCUGUUGCAAAUUCGAAAGAAAAUAAAGAUUCGAAAGAGUCGAAAGAGUCCAAAGAAGUGGUCAAAGAUGGAAAAGAGGUGAAAUUGCCGAGUGCGUGUCCUAGCAAUACGAAUAUUGCAUCUCCAACUGCUGUAAUGUCACUAAAGAGAACUUUGGAUGCUUGA
Caenorhabditis briggsae is the source of this 1275-nucleotide messenger RNA. The transcript has 7 exons. Lineage: Eukaryota; Metazoa; Nematoda; Chromadorea; Rhabditida; Rhabditidae. The coding region runs from base 1 to 1275 and encodes 424 amino acids. Gene Ontology annotation, molecular function: ATP binding; protein serine/threonine kinase activity. Gene Ontology annotation, biological process: negative regulation of canonical Wnt signaling pathway; signal transduction; protein phosphorylation. The record is from RefSeq and is a predicted model, not a curated record. Gene Ontology annotation, cellular component: cytosol; cytoplasm; axon.